Eimeria tenella is the source of this 462-nucleotide messenger RNA. RefSeq lists its product as uncharacterized. The transcript is spliced from 4 exons. The record is from RefSeq and is a predicted model, not a curated record. Bases 1 to 462 code for a protein of 153 amino acids. NCBI's taxonomy places the organism in Eukaryota, Apicomplexa, Conoidasida, Eucoccidiorida, Eimeriidae.
AUGGAGGACUCUCAAGAGGUUCCUGCUGCCUUUUCUUUCCCCCCCUUUAGUUCUUUACUUGCAGGCCUUCUUGCUGCUGCUCUUCUCUACCUGCUCUUCAGGGCUGGAGAUGCUUGGGGCCGCCGUCGAGAAGAAGAAGAGGAGGAGCAGCGCCUCAGGCGCCUAAGGGAGGCGCGAUGCAGCGAGCAGCAGCAGCAGCAGCAGCAGCAGCAGCAGCAGCAGCAGCAGGAGAAGGCAUUCGCCCAGAACACAGGGGCCGCAUUUCCCGCCACGGGCCUGCAGCAACUCAGCCCAAACCCUGGCGGCCAAGUGCAGCAGCAAGAUACGGCCGUGGGGGUGGCUGACGCUAGGUUUGCGGGAGGCGCAACUCUUCUGGGCGACGCUCCCUCCCGAAACAAAGCCUUCAGGACCUCAAGGAAUUCCGACAUGGGAAAUGUGUCGCCGCUGUCUCUGAUAGAAUAG